UUCACAGGGAAACACUUCUUUCCACCACUUUGUCCGGCCUUGUCUGGCUUAAUCUGUUGCCUCUGGAAGCCGCCUAGAAUCAGGUACAAUUUGAAGCCUGGUGUGCAGUGAACAGAAGUGAUUCUGUGGACAAUCACAAUGGGAAGCAAAGGAGGCUUCAUCCUUCUGCUCAUCCUCGCUGUGCUCUGCCGUUCAGGUCAUAGCCUGACAUGCUACACCUGUAUUGACGUUGAAACCUGCAACAAGACCGCUGUUUGUUCAGUUAAUCAUGAUGCGUGUCUGUUGGUCAAAGCUGAUCCAAAAGUUUUUUACCGCCAGUGUUGGAAGUUUGAUGACUGCAGCUACCUCGCCAUCUCCAAAGCCCUGGGGCUGAAAAAGCUCGAGUACAGCUGUUGCCAGAAGGACCUGUGCAACGGGAGUGCCAGGGUCUCCGGGAUGACAGCGUUGAUGCUGUUCCCCCUGCUGGCGGCAGCCUUGACGCUUUGUCUCUAAAUAACACUGGGAGGCCUUCUCCUAAA
This is a messenger RNA of Lontra canadensis (Northern American river otter), 518 nucleotides long. RefSeq names its product CD59 molecule (CD59 blood group) (gene CD59). Gene Ontology annotation, cellular component: plasma membrane. The transcript has 4 exons. The record is from RefSeq and is a predicted model, not a curated record. Gene Ontology annotation, molecular function: complement binding. NCBI's taxonomy places the organism in Eukaryota, Metazoa, Chordata, Mammalia, Carnivora, Mustelidae. Gene Ontology annotation, biological process: negative regulation of activation of membrane attack complex. Bases 139 to 492 code for a protein of 117 amino acids.